UCCUCUUAUAAAUCAGAGAGUUUGUUAAAGUUAUUCAGUAAAAUCUCUGGUGUUGAUUUUGCUUGACUAGUGAUCAAAAGCACAAAUGGUAUUUUUCUCCAGAAGGCAGUAGUGUCUGCUGGCUGCAAGGCUGUACGUAUGGAGCAUAUUGGUGGAAUGAUGCCUUGACUUGUCUAAAAUGAGUAGGGACCUUUCUGCUGCCUUCAUCAGUCAAAAGUUCAUUGGGAAUGAUGUUUACAUACUUGAAAAGAUCACUCGGGGUCAGUCUGGGUUGCUGUGGAUCAAGUAACAGCAUAAGAAGUUACACUACAGAAAAAAAAUUGUCAAUAUUAAGUGGAUUAAAAAUUGAUGACUAAACGAAAUAAAUGGAGAGAAGUUCCAUGACGCUUUAUGGUGACAUGUUGGGAAGAUUUUUUACUUAGCUUGGUGUAUUCAAUAUCUAUCGAUCCACAGGAAUGUUUGUAGUAGAAUUGCCAUUGUGGGCAGUGUAGUGACAUGCUAAACGAUGGUUUGAUCAGGUCGGCUCUACUGGCUGAUGUAGAUAAGUUGGAAAGAUUCUUAGCUGAAAAAUACUGCAUGUAGCAGAAAAUGAGACCAUAACCCUUGAAAAGCAAAGACUGGGUCUCUUAGUAGGGACUGCACCCUGGAAAAUUAUUGCUUCCAAAAGGAUUUUUGUUUGACUACCAUGAUCCUCAUCAGAAUACACUGCAAUGGCAAUGUUCAGAGAAGUUAUUUUCCUCUGGUCAGAGGCACAGUGCUAUUGGGGUGUUCCAACAGGUAGGUGAGAUGCAGACACUGCACAAUCUGUUUCAGUUCUGCUACUGCUCUGCUUCUCCCCUGUAACGAAUGGCUGGUAACAAUCCACCCAUCGUGCAGUGGUAAAGUUCAAGCCUUGCUCCACAACCUCUCUUCUGCCCUGCCUCCCGCUAGCCCAGCCUACAUCCUGCCUUUUCUGUGCUGCUCAGCUCCACGACUGGCAGCACGGCCUCUCCUCCCUUGCUGCCAAGGGUCUGGGGGAAUGGAAAAAGAAAGCCAGUGAAUGUCGUCCACUUUGUAAAUGCUCUUUUCUUUUCCAACCAUGGUCCUGUCACUCUGUCCCGUGCUAAAGGAGAAGUGCAGAGGGGCAGUGCUGUGAGCCAGGUAGUGGUGUGGAGGGGCAGAUCUGUGGGAUUCAAUACAUCCUGCUCUUUUCCCAGCUGCUUGGAUGUUUGUGCAAGUGUAGGGAAGGGAGGCGUUGCUUUGGUCUCAGAGGUGGUAUAGCAAGACAGGAUGAGAUGGAAAUGAAGAAGCAGAAAAAGUAAAGAAAGAGCUCAGUUUCGGAAGACAACAGCUGGAGGUCUGCCCCUUCACCCACUCCUCCCCAGAAAGGGAGCAGUAGAUUUACAAGCCCGGUGUGAUCCUUGAAUAUGUAAACAGGAAGGAGUCAAGUAGGCUUAGGGAAGAGGCGCUGCCUGUGGGGUGUGGGAAUUCAAGGUUUCCUGGGCAUUGGGGUUUGGUUCCAACAUAGCACGAGGAAAGGUGUGAAAUUCUGAAAGAUUUAAAAAUAGCUCUAAAGAUAACUUGAUCCAGGUAUGGGUUCACAUUCUUCAAAUCAUACUAUUUGCCUUAGAAAUGGCCUUCAAGUAAGUGACUUUCUGAACAGGAAUUUCCUGUUAAAUUUAGUAGCAGUUUAAGCGUGGUCAUCGAAGGAAAGGUGUAAGCCUAGGUUCAACAAAAAAUACUUUGGCAUCUCUGAUUUCAGUGCAAGUUAGGUAUCUAAGUACCUUUGUGGCUGUUUGUAGAUUGCAAACAUGUUUUAACAGCUAUGAGAAUAUCUGGGUAUGUGUAAAGGUCGGUGUAUUACUCAUUUUGGAGGGGCUGUGGGCUGUGUGUUUUUUUUUCCUGUUGUUUGUUUUAUUUGUUUCUAAAAUACAGUUCUCAGUUCUGAGGUAUAUUUAUGGUUAAUGCUGGAGCUGUUAAAAGUUUUGCAGUUAGCCCAAGCCAAAAAAAAUCCACAGCAGCUAAACAAAACCUCCCCCAUGCCUUUUAGAGAAAGCCUUUGAAAAAAAACAGAAAGCAAGGGAGCUGUGCUUGGAGAAGAGAGGAGCAGUGUAAGCUGGUAACGUUGUGUGCUGAACAGUCCAAUAAGUCAAUGAACUAAUGGAUGGGCAUAAUUAACUGCACUUAAAGUACCCUCAAGGUCCCUGAGGUGUGGCUGUAUGACAUUUUGUCUAAGUCCUGGAUGUUAAAGUUGGGAGAUAUUCUUUUCAGGAAGAAACUCAGUCUGAGCUUAGGAGCAAGUUCCACAGUAUUGCUUUUCCUUGGAAGAUAUUUCUCUGCCUUCAUAUUAUUAUUUUUGUUGUUGUUGUUGCCAAGAUCAUUCCUAUAGGUCUCAUCUUCUUCAGUUCAUUUUGGAUGGGAUGGGAAGCGGACGUGUAUUCUUGUAUCAGAUAAUUUCUGGAGAAGCACGGCGUCACUCUUCUUCUGGUUUCAGCCUGAAGAACAGGCCUUCCACAGCCAAAUCAAUAAACCGUGCUUUCUCUUAAGUAUCUGUGAAUGCUAUAUGGAUUUUGUAACUACUUCUUUCACAUUUUCUGUUUGCAGAGUUUUCUUUGCUACAAGAAGGUUAGGAUUAAUUUGAGCACAUCCCCAUGUUUGCAUUGAGCUAGGUCUUGAAACUUCCAUUUAUAGUUGGUGGAAAGACUUAAGUGGUUACAAGGAAUGAUCUGUUUUGAAAACAUAUUUGUGAAAUUUCUCUGGCUUUAAGUGAAGUGGCUUGACAGAGGACUCUUGGAGGUAUUGGUGGGAUUCAAGGCACUUAAAUUUAAAUGUUUACAUGUAUGCACAGUGUUAAUUAUCCUAUUACAGCGAGUGGAAAUCCAACCGAUACUGCCAGUGGAGCCUUGAGCAAAUAGUUCUGGUGGCUGGUAAGCUGAACAGCUUUCUUGGCUGUUUUGACUGGGCUGAUCAGUUUUCUCUUGGCAAUAACGGGAAAUUCAUCACCUCACUCACAUACUGACACCUGCCUUUUGGUGUCUCAAUCCUGUCUUGAGGGCUCCCUUUAGUGAUCCACGUGCAUGCUCUGGGUAUCCCGGCUGACCUUCUAGCAGCCCAAACAGUGUGGGUGAUUCUCCUAAGUUCUGUAUCAUAUCUACCUGCCCCCCCCCAAUCUCUUUAAUCCCCAAGAUACCUAAAAUUGCUCCAGAUACUUGCAUGUAAGCAACAAAGUAGAAUCAGUUGAAACGUGCUUAUACUUGGUCAGGUGAGUUCUACCUGGUGGACAUUAGGGUUGGUGGCAAAUUUGUCGUCAAAUGUGUGAAUCAGGGUUGUGUUUCCCUGGUACAUGUAUUUCCUGGGUCUGACAGCUGUGAGGCCAUCAUGAUAUUAAAAGUUUGCUUUGUACGACCUAAUAAGUAAUAGCAAAUUCUUUUAUUUUUAGAAGCUCAUCUUGGAAGUCUGCUUUGUGAAUCCUCAGGAGGAUUCUUGUGUGUAUUUAAUGGAACACCACAUAAAAUAUGUAACAAAUGUGGAUAUGUACCUUUUCCCUCCCUUCUGAAAGGACUCCCGAUGUGUUUUCCUAUACACCAUUUUUUCUUUUUGUCUUUUUAACUUCUCUUCUCCUCCUGUCUUUCCACCUCAGCCCAUAAUCAUGCUUCACAGUUUUCUUUCCCAAGUCCUGGGCUGUUACCCAGCUCCAUCUCUAAAAAGGCCACCCAGCUGCUUUCUGAGCAGGAAGGAGAUUGUUUUCUCUGGUCAUCCGUGAUUAAUCCACAGCUACUGUGCUUUUUGCCCUGUUUCUGCUUAGGGAUGGUACAAAGCUGUGGCUUUCCUGCUGCCCCUAUUCACACUUGUGCUGAAGGCACAAGGAACGAUGCCUUUAGCUCCUGAAAUUGCCAGCAGCAUCAGCAGGGCUAGGUCAGUAAAACCAAGCUAUUGGUACUGCUCAUCCCUCACAAGACAUGUUGUUGUUCCUGGGGCACGGUGGGGAUAAAUCUAACGCUAAAGACUUUUUUUUUUUUAAUCUCUGGUUUAAAUAGCUCUGUAUGUGGGAAGGAGUCCCUUCUGUUCCCAUGUCUCUUGGUGCUCCUCCCAUUCCAUCCCUUCCUGAGUUUUCCUCUCUGUCCUCUCUGGUUCAAUCCCAGUGUCCUAACUCAGCCUUCUCUUGUUUGGAAGUUGUGCUUUUGUCAUCUUGGCUCAUGGUAGAGCUUAGUUUAUCUUUAGAUGGUGCAGGUUAGCAUUUUGCCUAUACUCUUUUGUGAUGAAGACGCAGGUAUUUGAGUUUUAGCUAAUUAGCAGUUUUCUCUGUUGUCAGUGUGCUUGCUGCCAGGCAACACAAACCCCUUACAAAGUUGGUCUGAAAAAAUAACACGAUGCUUUAGAGACAUAGAGAACUGAAAAGGACACAGUGUUUUUCAGAUAUUUUAUCCUUAUAAAUCAAAUAAACCAGACAUUUUAAAAUCUGGAAGAAGGAAAGAAAAAAAAAAAAAAGGCUAUGUUCUGGUUGUGUAUGCCAAAUUUCACCCUGGGGCACCAUAUUCAUGUAUCUCUGUUGUAAAACAAAUAUAGUGGAUGGCUUGGUUAUAUAGUUGUUAAAUUGUUGGUUAAAUUGUUACAGCUUGGCACUCUACCAGAGGUAUUGUAGCUAAACCCCAGAUGACACAUAAGCCAUGAGCUACUAAUGGAGUCUUUCUUUUCUGGAGAUGUAAGUGUUACUGCUCCGCUGGAAGAUGUUAGGAAGAUUACUUUCCUAGACCUAAACAACCGUUUUCUCUGUAAUACGAGCCAAAAAUGCUCCAUCUGGAUGAGAACUUCACGCAAGCCUGCCAUGACUGACAUCUUGGUCCCCAGAAGAUGGCAGGGAAGUGUUUAAGAGGAAGAUUAGUUUUAUUUCAUCAUAUGCCAAAACUACGCUUAAUAAAUCAGAAAGCAUCAAAGAGAAGUAGCUGAUGGCAGACUCACAGCAAAGGUGGCGGUUCUUCCCACAAGAAAAGAGAGUUUGAUGUGGAUAACUUGAGCAAGCCAGAAUUGCGGAUGCUUUUGAGUAUAAUGGAAGGAGAACUAGAAGCACGAGACCUUGUAAUUGAAGCUUUGCGGGCCCGGCGUAAAGAGGUUUUUAUCCAGGAACGAUACGGAAGGUUUAAUCUGAGUGACCCAUUUCUGGCUCUGCAGAGAGACUUUGAGGCAGGUGCUGGUGAUAAAGAAAAGAAGCCAAUCUGCAUGAACCCUCUCUCCAUUUUAGAGGCCGUUAUGGCUCACUGCAGGAAAAUGCAAGAAAGAAUGUCAGCUCAGUUGGCUGCUGCUGAAAACAGACAAAAGAAGCUGGAAAUGGAAAAAUCUCAGUUACAGAAUCUUGAGCUGGAGCACAAAAAGCUAUCUGCUCGUCUUGAAGAAGAACGUGGCAAGAACAAGCAUGUAGUAUUGAUGCUAGUGAAAGAGUGUAAGCAGUUGUCUGGACGAAUAGUAGAAGAAGCCCAGAAACUGGAAGAAGUGAUGUCAAAAUUUGAAGAGGAAAAGAAAAAGGCUAGUGAAUUGGAGGAGUCUCUUGCAGCUGAGAAACAAAGGAGUACACAAAUGGAGGCUCAGAUGGAAAAGCAGCUGUCUGAGUUUGACACAGAGAGAGAGCAGUUGCGUGCCAAACUUCAUAGAGAGGAAGCACACACCAGUGACCUCAGAGAAGAAAGAGAUAGAAUGAUAAAAAUGAUUGAGCAAUUAAAGAAGGAGAAUGACAGUAAAGCUAAUCUUUCUCUUAAAAACAAAGAUAAAAAUAAAGAUAGAAGCCUUGUUUCUGUUUCUGUUGAAACAGAAGAGCUGAGUUCAAGAACCAUUGCCUGCCAAACAGAUCCUGUAGUGACAGACAGUAGCACUGAGAAUACUAAGAAGUUGCCUUUGACUGUAUCUGUGAAGCCUUCCACAGUGAACCCGCUAGUGUCUGGCAAUACAAAAACGAAUGUGUGUGCCAAUGCAGCACUUGUGAAACCUGUCAUUGAUAGGCAGUCUUCACAUAAUGAACUUGUCCCUCCUGCAACUCCUGUUCCUACACACAGUCAAAACAGAACUGAGGAAAAUGGACCAAGUACAGGCUCAUCACCUGAUUUACCAAGUAGCACUUCCCCCUUUCCAAAUAGUACUUCCCUUUGCACUCCUUCCACACCAACUGUCACAACUCAGAAUCACUCAGUAACUUCAUCUAUGCACAGUUUGCAUUCACCGUCUGCCAAUGCUACUGGCCAUCCAGGCCUAAAUCCACGAGUCCAAGCAGCUAGGUUUAGAUUUCAAGCAAAUGCUAACGAUCAAGACCAAAAUGGAAACACAACCCAAAGCCCUCCCUCAAGGGACGUAUCUCCUACUAGUCGUGACAACCUAGUUGCCAAGCAGGUAGCUCGGAAUACUGUCACCCAAGUCCUUUCAAGAUUUACCAGCCCUCAAAGCGGCCCUCCGUCGCGGCCUGGGACAUCACAUUCAAUGGAAGUUGGCACUUACCCCCCAGUCGGUAGAAUGAAUUUAAAGACGCCUAGUGUCUCAAGAAUUGACAGAGGAAAUCCUCCGCCCAUUCCUCCUAAAAAACCAGGGCUUUCGCAAACUCCUUCUCCACCACACCCACAGCUUAAGGUUUUAAUGGAUAGUAGUCGAUCCCCAAAUACAAGUGUAAAAACUGACAGCAAAACCGUGACCUCACCUCUUUCAAGUUCACCACAAGGAAUCAGGGUAAUAAAUGAGGAAAUUAUUUCUAAGUCCUCACCUCAGCUGCCACCAAAACCUGCUAUAGAUUUAUCUGUGGCACCUGCAGGCUGUGCCAUACCAGCCAUAGCCACAUCUCAGGUGGGUGCCUGGCCUUCCCACUUCCCUGGACUGAACCAAUCUGCAUGUUCAGAAAAUUCCUUUGUCAUUCCCACCACCAUUGCCUGUAGCUCCUCCAUAAACCCUGUUAGUGCUUCAUCCUGUAGACCAUGUGAUUCAGACAGCCUCCUGGUAACAGCAUCAGGCUGGUCUUCCUCCCUAACCCCUUUGUUAACAAGUGGUGGUCCUGUCCCCCUGGGUGGCAGGCCCACCCUUCUUCACCAAGCUGCUGCCCAGGGAAAUGUCACUUUAUUAUCAAUGCUGCUUAAUGAAGAAGGACUGGACAUUAAUUACUCUUGUGAAGAUGGCUAUUCUGCCUUGUAUUCUGCUGCUACGAAUGGACAUACAGAUUGCGUGAGAUUGCUGCUGACUGCAGAAGCACAAGUUGAUGCUGCUGAUAAAAAUGGCUUUACACCCUUGUGUUCAGCAGUUGCUCAGGGACAUGUCAAGUGUGCAGAAUUAUUAAUUAUGUAUCAGGCUGAUAUUAACCAUGCUGCUGAAAGAGGACAGACACCUUUGUACCUGGCUUGUAAAAAUGGAAAUAAUGAUUGUAUUAAGCUCUUGUUGAAAAGAGGAGCAGAUCGAACAGUAAAAACCAGUGAUGGCUGGUCACCCAUUCACGCAGCAGUGGAUUCUGGUAAUGUUGACAGUCUCAAGCUCCUGAUGUACUAUGGAGAGCCAAACAAUGGGAACUCUUUACCUGAUAUAGAGCCUAAUUCAGACUACUUUGAUUUGGAGAAGAGAGAAGAUGGCUGUGGCAGUAGAGGAAAACCUGUUAUUUCUGCAGAUCUCAUCAACCAUGCUGACAAAGAGGGUUGGACUGCUGCUCACAUUGCAGCAUCAAAAGGCUUUAAGAACUGUCUAGAAAUCCUUUGUAGCCAUGGUGGACUAGAGGCUGAAAGAAAAGAUAAGUGUAACCGAACAUUGCAUGAUGUUGCUACUGAUGACUGUAAACACCUCCUAGAAAACUUAAAUGCUCUUAAUGUACCUGUAAGGAUUUCAGUCAGUGGCAUUGAACCAGCCCAUUGUGGUACAGAGGAAUUCGAUACAGAAAACACAAUAUGUGCUUUAAAUAUCCGCAAACAGACAUCAUGGGAUGAUUUUUCCAAAGCAGUAAAUCAGGCAGUGACAAAUCAUUUCCAAGCAAUCACUUCUGAUGGAUGGAGGAGCCUAGAAGACCUGUCAUAUAAUAGUGCUGCAGAAUCCAGCAUUGGCCUCAGUGCAAGCAGUAUAUUAUCUGUCAAACUAGGAAACAUUUCAUGGUCAACAGGUCAGAAUUUUUCCCAACCACCAUGGGACUUCCUGAAGAAGAACAGAGCUGAACAUAUCACAGUGUUUUUGUUUGGACCUCAAGAAGGCUGCCUAAAUAGUGUGACCUAUGCAUCUAUGAUCCAUCUUCAGACUCUUCAGAAUUACCUCCGCCUGGUUGAACAAUACCGUAACGUCAUCUUCCAUGGUCCAGAAGGAAGUUUGCAAGACUACAUAGCAUAUCAGAUAGCGGCCUGCAUGAAGCAAAAACAAGUGGCUGCAGGAUCUACAUGUGAUAUCAUUAAAGUGGAAGUGGAUGCUGGUUUCUCCAAGGAGCAGCUUGCAGAACUGUUCAUCAGUAGCGCAUGUCUUGUCCCAGUUAAACAGCCUCCUGUAAGCAAGACAACCAUCGUGAUUUUAGAAAAUCUAGAGAGAGCUUCUUUAUCUGAAUUACUAGGAGAUUUCCUGGCACCUCUUGAGAAUCGUAGUUCGGAAAACCCUUGCACUAUUCAAAGAGCAAAUGGAGCUUCUGGUGCCUUUUACUUUCAUGAAAACUGCUUUUUACUGGGAACGAUAGCGAAGUGUCAUCUUCAUGGCUCUGACCUGCUAGUCCAGCAGCAUUUCCGUUGGGUUCAGCUUAGGUGGGAUGGGGAACCAAUGCGUGGUUUGCUUCAAAGGUUUUUGAGAAGAAAAGUUAUAAACAAGUUCAGAGGCAAAGUACCUCCUCCAUGUGAUCCUGUGUGCAAGAUCAUAGACUGGAUUCUUGCUGUUUGGCACCAGCUGAACUCUUGCUUAUCUCGUCUUGGAGCACCUGAAGCUCUUAUGGGGCCAAAACAUUUCUUCUCUUGUCCAGUGGUGCCAGGGCACGGCCAAGCAACAGUGAAGUGGAUGUCCAAGUUAUGGAAUGCUGUGAUAGCUCCCAGAGUCCAAGAAGCAAUACUCUCCAGAGCCUCUGUGAAGAGACCAUCUGUACCAGGACAAACAAUAGCCAAAAAAAAUCCCAGUCAAGGUCAACAGGCUGUUGUUAAAGCUGCUCUCAGUAUCUUGCUAAAUAAAGCUGUGUUACAUGGCUGUCCUCUACCCAGAACAGAGUUAGAUAAUUACAUAGCAGAUUUUAAGGGUGGAAACUUUCCUUUAUCCAUGGUCUCAAGCUACAAAAAUUGUGGUAAGAAAAGAGGAGAAAAUGCUUCUUGGAGAAAAGUGAGUACAAGUCCUCGCAAAAAGUCAGGCCACUUAUCCUCCCAGUCAUGGAAUAAACAAGAGACAAAUACUGAAGGUGUAAAAUCUAAGACUAUGUUGCAACCAAACUGUAAGAAAAGAGCUUCUCUUGCCACAAAGUCUUCAGAGAAUGAUCAAUUGAGAACAUUAAAUCUAGAGCAAAGGCUGUCCCUUGGUUCUGAUGAUGAAGUAGAUCUUGUGCAGGAACUUCAAAGUAUGUGUUCCAGCAAAUCUGAGCCUGAUAUAAGCAAGAUUGCAGAUUCUAAGGAUGCACUACUGAUGUUCAACAACUCUCAGAACAAUCCUGUAUUUUCAGCAAGUGGUACUAACCCAAGUAAAACAACGAAACAAAAGGAUGGAACCCGUCCUCUCAGCAGCAGUCGAACUGUAGAAAGCAGCAACAGUAAAGCAAAGACAGAGCUGGGUGGUUCAAGAGUUAAAUCUUUUCUUCCUGUACCUAGAAGUAAAAUCACCCAGCCUUCUCAGAAUACUAAAAAAAGCAGCAGCAGUAAUACAAGGCAAAUAGAGGCAGAUAACAACACAAAAAGAGAGAUUUGGAAUUUGCACAAAAAAGAACAAAUAGAAAAAUCUAAUAAAUAAACCUGCCUACCAUACAAUUUUCUGUGUUCACAUAAUCUCUAUUGCAAAGAACCAAGUACUCAAAUUUGUAAAUACUUUUUUAAAAUAAACUGUUUCCCUGUAAUGUAAAGUUUGUACAGGACCACAGUUUUGUUUGUAUGUAAAUCAGCUGGAAAUUAUAUUGUUUUAAAUGUCAAAAACUGGCAGUUUUGCCACCUUCAUAGAUUUCUUUUCCUGUUAUGAAAAUGACUCUUGUUUAAAUGAUAAUAUUCAGGGGUAUUACCACAAGAUUCUGUUUGUGUAUAUACUGUACAUAAAUAUAUUCUAUUAAGUUCACGUGUUAAAUUACAUUCAGAUGAGUUGCACAAUAUGUACAGUACUGGCUUAAAGCUAUUGUACAUGCAUUUUAAAGACAUGUUUUUAUCUUCAGUUAAUGAAAAAUUAAUGGAAUGUGGCAAUAACUAAAAUGAUCAGAAGUGCAGAUCAGUUACUUUCAGCUACAAGCCAUAUUAAAUACUUUGAUUUCCCCAUCAUCUGCCUGCUGAAUUGCAAUUCUGUUUCUCCCAAGCUUCUCUUCAUCUUAAAUGUUAUGAAUUUGUGUUACAACUUUUAUCUUUCAAAAAAGGAAAGAGAUUGAGAAAUUAAAAUGCAAUAAAAGUUAUUUUUCUCAGACUCUUAUUCUUUGAUAAAUUGAAGAAAAUGUGGUCAUUUAUUAACUUAGUUUUUCUUGUAUACUGUAAAAACAAAAAAUUAUAUGCUUCAUUAGUGUUUUUUAAAGUACACAAGAAAUAAUAGUGUUUUAUGGAAACAAAUUUUACUGAAAAGGAAUUUGAGCACAAGCUUAACUACAGUAUUACAAAAGAGAAUGGAGUAGUGAUAACAUGAGUUAUUAUGUAAUUAUCAAUUUCUAUUGUGGAUUUAAGAUGUAAUUGCUGUGAAAUGAUACUUGAGUUGCAGUUAAAAUGAAGUCUUUUUCAUUUUUCCCCACUACAGAGGCAGAACAUUUUCCCAGGACAGAGUCUCGAUGAAGGGAAUAUUUCCCCAGUCUCUCCUUAUGGUAGUACAGUUAUUUACUUGUGCAUUGUUAUAACGUGGCAACACUCGCUGUCUAGAUACCUCAUUAGAUAUGUAGAGGAACGUGUAGAGUUAUCUUGAGGUCAGACUUAGUUGCCUUCUGUUGAGUUACUAGGAGAUGGUCUUGAGAGCUAUGGACAUGGUCACGCCUAUAAUUUACACAGUAGCUUUUUUCUCAAGAUAAAUCUGAAAGAGGAAAAAAUGACAAAACUGUUUCCUACCAGUUCACCUUUAUAUGUAAAACAGUCAUCCCAAACUCAUGUCAAUAAAAUUUUUGUACUGCAUAGUGUCUA
Messenger RNA from Anas platyrhynchos (mallard), 11228 nucleotides. RefSeq names its product cortactin binding protein 2 (gene CTTNBP2). NCBI's taxonomy places the organism in Eukaryota, Metazoa, Chordata, Aves, Anseriformes, Anatidae. The record is from RefSeq and is a predicted model, not a curated record. Gene Ontology annotation, biological process: protein dephosphorylation. Gene Ontology annotation, molecular function: protein phosphatase 2A binding. Gene Ontology annotation, cellular component: actin cytoskeleton.